GAACCCAUAUCGCGGCACAGCUCGAGAUGAAGCCUCGAACGUCACACGCUACGUCAUUACGCUACGUCAUUUCGCCUACGUGAAGCCUACUCGAUAGGGAGCUCCGUUGGGGGGAGGAGCCGAGGUACUCGACACGCGCCCCUAUGCCUCGACGCAAACCAUAACUUCACUACAUAUAGUAAGUUUCACCGACGACUGCUUCCUCAACUUGGUCCAAUACAAAGCUGGACUUGCGGAACGUCUGGAAAUGGAGUCCGGUUCAGUACCAACACUCCUCGGCUCAGCUACAAACCUCGGACAGCAGCAGACCCCAGACACCAUUUCAAUCAAGGUUGAAGAGGAUAUUGGUGGAGGCAUGCCCGCUGUAGAAGACUGCGAUGCCUUUGGAGACCGUAGCACGCAGCGCGGGGCCACCUCAGAGAGUCUGGGUGUGGACAGCCCUGGCUCCUCCCACCUGGCCAGACACAGGGAGGAGCUGAAGAUUCUGAUCAUCCAUGAAAAAGGGGAGGGUAGACUGGCGAUAGACGGCCAUGACACCCUCUUCACCGCGUCAGAAGUGGAGGCCCUGAACUCGCUGUCUGCGGACCACAGCGCGGCCAAGAGCCUGGAGCGCGGCGAGCGGCUGGUCUGCCACGAGGAGCUGAGUGUGCAGCUUUGGCCAUUUACAACGGUGAAAACAACGAAGAAAACCAAAUAUUAUACUCAUGAAGAAGCCCUCACGUUGAUUUUGGCUUCAUCCGAGGACAGCGAAGACAGCCAAUAUGACUCUGAGAGAGAGGAGAUGUUCGAACAACAAUUAGACGACGUCUUAGAUCGGUCAAUGUCUGAGGACAGUGAUGCAGAUUGGGAGCCGCAAAGCCAGACAGGCAGACCCCCGGCCCCCACUCCUACUGAAGGUGGUCGUCAGAAGCGUCAGAGAUCGCACUCUGCAGCCACCAGUGCUACCUCCCCCGCUGCGUCGUCCACCGCCACACCAACGACUGGCCGUUCCCGUGCUGCACGACGUGUCCGGGGGAGGGGCAGGAGAGGAGGAUACCGAGGAGCCUCUCGAGGACCCUCUCGAGCACCCAGCGCCGCCACAGGGGAACAACAGUGGCGUGAUGUGGGGGAUCACGACGUCGAGCCUGCCCUCCUUGACUUCGUGCCGGUGAGACAGCCUGGACCACAGCAGCAGACCAGAGUGGCAACCAGUCCACUCGAGUUUUUCAGACUGUUCUUUACCGACGCUGUGCUCAACACUUUGACGGCGAACACCAACGCCUACGGAGCCAAGAGGCACGACGGAAAGCAAGUGGUCUGGCACAACAUCUGCAGAGCGGACAUUUACUCCUACCUCGCCAUGGUGAUCUACAUGGGGAUGGUCAAAUGCUCCACGCUGCUGGACUACUGGAGAGGGUCCCGUCUCUACAGCCUUAUAUUCCCCCCCUCUGUGAUAUCCCGAAACAAGUUCCUGAGGAUUUCCCGGGCUCUCCACAUGAGCGACAUCACAGCAGACGAGGAGAACGUGGCUAAGAGGGGGACGCCGGCUUACGACCGCCUGUGCAAGAUCAAGCCCCUUUACAGCCACAUCGUCGAAGCCUGCAAAGCCCACUUCCAGCCGGGGCGACACAUCUCUAUCGACGAAAGGAUGGUUGCAUCCAAGGCCAGAAUCUCCCUAAAACAAUACAUCAAGAGCAAGCCCACUAAGUGGGGAUAUAAGCUGUUUGUUUUGGCAGAUUCUGGCACUGGAUACACCUGGAAUUUCUUUGUGUAUGAGGGCAAGUCACCUGGUUAUGGAAAUGGGCUGAGCUAUGACUCCGUCAUGUCACUCUUGGACUUUGAUCUCCUUGGUACAGGUUAUCAACUUUACGUUGAUAACUUCUACACAAGCUCCCACCUUUUUCUGGACCUGUUGAAGAAGAAGAUGGGGGCUUGUGGUACCAUUCGUGCGAACCGGGUUGGUUUCCCCAAGACCACAAUCAAUGACUUCACAAGGGGCACUCCUCGGGGCGCCAUCAAGUGGAUCAGGGACAGUGAACUGCUUUUUGUGAAAUGGAUGGACACUAGAGAAGUGGUCAUGUGUUCCACCAUUCACAAGGCGUUCACCGGCGACACGGCCCAAAGGAGAGUGAAGACGGCUGGAGCGUGGGAGGUCGUCCAUGUCCCCAUUCCAGCAGCAGUCAAGGACUACAAUCAGCAUAUGGGGGGGGUGGACCUGUCGGACCCACUGAUUGGGUAUUACAGCGCUUCACAUAAGACGAUGAAAUGGUACAAGACAUUUUUUUACCAUUUUUUGGACAUUGCUAUUGUGAACGCUCACAUAUUGUACCAGCAGUGUCAGAGGGGAUCGAUGACUCAGAAGGAGUUUCGUCACGCCCUCAUCGAGGAGCUUGCGGACCUAGGAACACCAUCCACAUCCAGGCCAUCCACCUCACAGGUCGCUGCACCCCCAAACCCAGCAGCAUCCCACAAGCCGCAAUACUUGGAUGAACAGGAUGAGGCUAAGCGGGACUCUGCGGGCCGGGCCGGCAGACGGAUCUGCAAGCUGUGUCACAGAAAGACACCAGUCGGGUGUUCGACGUGUGGCGUUCCCUUGUGUUUUGUUGCCACAAGGGACUGUUAUAAUGAGUGGCACACACAACAAGGGAUGUAGAACGGCCCAAAGUGUCCUGACAGCGCACUGUACUGAUUUUGUGUGGUACUGUCUUGUCAUAUUUUCUUAUCAUAUUUUUUGUAUAUAGUUCACUCAUUUUUCAUAUUUUGUUAUUGGCACAAGUAGUAAUAGUAUAUUGCAGAAUAAUAAAAUCCUUGUUUGAAAUUCA
Gadus morhua (Atlantic cod) is the source of this 2801-nucleotide messenger RNA. RefSeq names its product piggyBac transposable element-derived protein 4-like. Lineage: Eukaryota; Metazoa; Chordata; Actinopteri; Gadiformes; Gadidae. The transcript has 5 exons. Bases 248 to 2632 code for a protein of 794 amino acids. The record is from RefSeq and is a predicted model, not a curated record.